CGGUCCAUGAACCGUAUAGUCCACUCUUUCGAGAUCCCUCCCGCUUCUUUCGGGGUUUUCGACACACUUAUCGUACUCAUAUCCAUCCCAAUCUAUGACCGUUUCUUUGUUCCUUUUGUGAGACGGUUCACAGGCACACCAAAAGGGUUAACUGAUCUGCAGCGAAUGGGCGUUGGUUUGUUUCUCUGUGUCCUAAGCAUUGCAGCUGCAGCAAUUGUUGAGACAGUACGGUUGCAACUCGCUCAAGAGAGUCUUUCAAUGAGCAUAUUUUGGCAGGUCCCUCAGUAUAUACUAAUGGGAAUCGCUGAAGUCUUCUUCUUCAUCGGUCGAGUGGAGUUUUUCUAUGAGCAGUCUCCUGAUGCAAUGAGAAGCCUGUGUAGCGCUUUGGCGCUUCUCAAUACAGCAGUCGGAAGCUACCUGAGCUCGGUGAUCGUUACCAUUGUCGCGUACUUCACGACAAUUGGAGGUAAUGAUGGUUGGAUUCCAGAUGACCUUGAUAAAGGACAUCUUGACUACUUCUUUUGGCUUUUGGUGUUUCUUGGACUUGUCAACAUUCCUGUCUAUGCAUUCUUCUCUGUUAAGCACACGAAGAAGAAGGCUCUCUAAGUUAUUGUAUUGGUUUCAUCAUGUUCAUGGUGAUAUACUCUGUGUUAUCUGUUAUUGGAUGCCAGGAUACUUGUAGUCGAUUUUCUAAAAUAUGAAUAUGUUUCGGCCUU
Camelina sativa (false flax) is the source of this 716-nucleotide messenger RNA. The record is from RefSeq and is a predicted model, not a curated record. Lineage: Eukaryota; Viridiplantae; Streptophyta; Magnoliopsida; Brassicales; Brassicaceae.